Molecule: messenger RNA, 1233 nt
Organism: Lichtheimia ornata
Lineage: Eukaryota; Fungi; Mucoromycota; Mucoromycetes; Mucorales; Lichtheimiaceae
Exons: 2
Coding region: 1-1233 (410 amino acids)
Biological process (GO): endosome organization; receptor recycling; retrograde transport, endosome to Golgi
Cellular component (GO): recycling endosome; trans-Golgi network; early endosome
Source: RefSeq, a predicted model, not a curated record
AUGUCAACGACCACUGUUUCCACAUUCCGUGAAGGGUGGCUCUACAAGCUCAGCUGGCUGAACAUUCACAAGACAUGGCGAAGACGUUACUUUGUGCUCAAGGAUAAUGAACUACGUUACUAUAAGCAACCUAACGAUGUGAAACCGGCGGGUGUCAUUGAGCUGAAACACUAUCGAAAAGUGAGCAAGCACCCAGUCAAGCAGUCGCCGUAUGCUUUUCGAAUUGAAUCAAGAUGCAGGCAUCAUUUGAACCAACUACUAUACGCAGAGAAUGGGAUGGAAGGACAAGUGUGGAUGGAAAUGAUUCAAGCACACCUUGAUAAGCAUCUUCAAGCUCAACAUCAGUGUGGUGGUGUUGGAUCAUCAUCGUCAACUUAUCACAAUACCAGCAUGACAUCGAUUGACCAAAACUUGAUCUCCAGCAGCAGCAGCAACAACAACAAUGAUAAUGACAACAAUGAUAGCGUACUUGAUAAGUGGCUGGAAAGAUUGGAUCUUCAAGAUGAGAAACCCAACCAUAGCAGCGAGGAGCUGGCUCCUUAUCAGCAACAUGAUGCAUCCUCUGUCACUUCAUCCUCCUCGUCAUUUUCAUCUUCACGUCGUCCAGUAUCAUUAUCUUUUGCACUUGGAUACCAGUCAAACGAUUCGCUCGAUACCAUUGGCAGCAAUAGUGUCAUUGCUUCCUCAACUUACGAUAACUAUUCACCAGCACAACCACCCAGCAACAGUAUCCAUAGCAACAACAACAACAAUAUCAAUACUACCACCACAUCAUCAUUGCCUUUAUCACCUGCCUUAUCUACUUACAGCAGUAACGAUACCCAGCGUCCUUCGUCUGCGUUGCUGGCCAAUGCCUUUUCACAAAAUGCUCAAACUCGUUUGCGUCGUCGAUUGACUACCACCUCGGAUAGGAUGGUAUCAUGUCGUCGUCAGCUGCAACAUCGUUCACCUCCCUUAUCACCACAAUCAUUGGAUACAUCAGCAACAACGAUGCGACGUCGAGACAAUAAUGUUGAACAAUCAUCACCAUCUACAGUAUCAGCAGUGGAUCUCUUCCAUUUUGAGCAUGAAGAUCGACCUCCUCGUUACGCGCGUUAUUCGAUGGAUGCUCUCAUGAUGCCACCAAGGCACCCUCCACCAACAACCCCUCUUCCUCCUCCACCCCCUACUACUACUACAACUGCUACUGUUCCUCCUCGUCGUUUCUCUACGCAUAGUAGUGCAAGAUAUUAA